GGAGAGGUAGUCUACGGCCGGCGGUUAGGUGAGCGCGAGAGCGGUCGGAGUGUCUCCUGCUGGGGCGGAUCAGCUCCCCCUCGUACCGGAUCAUUGUUUUUUCCCUGCGUGGCAAGCUGCCUUCAGAUAAUGUACAAUGGGACUACAAAUUCAUUUUGUGAUUGACCCGCAGGGGUGGUGCUGCAUGGGCAUGAUUAUCUUCGUCUGGCUUUACAACACACUCUUUAUUCCCCAAAUUAUCCUCUUUCCUCACUAUGAAGAGGGACAUACUUCAGCUGCAGCGAUAUUGUGCUACUACUUAGUCUCAUUGUUUUGUAUAGUUUCGUUAUUGAGAGCCUCCAUAGCUGAUCCAGGAAAACUACCUGAAAGGCCAAAGAUACCACUCACAGAACGAGAAUUUUGGGAACUAUGUAAUAAAUGUAAUAUGAUGAGACCAAAGCGAUCCCAUCACUGCAGUCGCUGUGGACACUGUGUUAGAAGGAUGGAUCACCACUGUCCGUGGAUUAACAAUUGUGUUGGUGAAGACAAUCAUUGGCUGUUUCUGCAGCUAUGUUUCUACACUCAGCUUCUUAGUUCCUAUACAUUGAUACUUGAUUUCUGCCACUACUAUUAUUUUCUACCUCUGAAAAAAGUUAACUGGGAUCUCUUUGUAUUUAGACAUGAACUUGCCUUGCUAAGGAUAUCGACCUUCAUGGGCAUAAUAAUGUUAGGUGGAAUAAGUGGACUCUUUUACACUCAGCUAAUGGGUAUUUUCACUGAUACAACAAGUAUAGAAAAAAUGUCAAACUGUUGUGAAGAAAUAUCAAGGCCCCGAAAGCCAUGGCAGCAAACCUUCUCAGAAGUUUUUGGCACUCGCUGGAAGAUCCUGUGGUUUAUUCCUUUCAGGCAGAGGCAACCACUGCGAAUUCCCUACCACUUUGCCAAUCAUGUCUAAACAGAUGGAUGGUGGGCACAGAUGGGUCCUCCAUGCUGGAAGACUGGAAGGGACUUCGAGAGGUCAUCUAGUCCAGUCUCCUGCACUCAUGUUUGUUGGCAUCCUUUCAUCUGCGAGAGAUGGUGGGAAUUGCAGCCUAUGAUGUAGAUGGUUUGAAAUGUCUCACGUGACUGAAUAGUCCAAUCCGAGAUUUGCAUGAUCUUUGGCAGUUAUUGCAAAUGUAUGUAUCUUGGUUGGGAGCUGCUUGUUUCCUAUAGGCUCUUUUCUCUUCAGCUGUAGGAACCAGCUUCUGUCAUGGACCCUGAUACCCUGAUGGAGACGAUGGCGCCACUUGUUACGAUAACUUGCCAAGAUUUCCCAUUGGUCAGGAUCAACUCCAAAUUCCUCCAUAUCUCUCUUGCAUGUGCCCUUAUAGCAAAGCUUGGGACGUCCUGUUGUUCUUGUUCCCUCUGAUAGCUCCCCGUAUAGCAUGUCCUUGAGUAUGCGCCCGUCGUCCAACCUACUCAGAUGGCCCAGCCAGCACAGUUGUCUUUGCUUGAGCAGGGCUGUCACACUUGGUAAAUUUGCCCUUCGAAGAACCUCCGUGUUGGUGACUUUAUCCUGCCAUUUGGUGUUGAGUAUGCGGCGUAAACAACAUAGGUGGAAACUGUUUAACCUUUUCUCUUGAUGAGCAUAAAUUGUCCAUGAUUCCCCACCAUACAUGAGAGUGGUGAGGACGCAAGCUUGGUACACUAGCAUUUUGGUCUUGAUGGUAAGCUUUGAGUUGUUCCAUGCUCUUUUAGUUAGUCUGCUAAAGGUGGUAGAAGCCUUUCCAAUGCGAACAUUUAGUUCUUUAUCCAGUGAAAGGUUGGUGUCACUGUAGAACCUAAAUAGCUGAACUCUUGGACUACUUCUAGCUGGUUUGCAUUUAAAGUAAUUGAAGGGUCUUGUGGAACUCCCUGUCCUAAUACAUCUGUUUUAUUGAUGCUGAUGGUAAAAGCAAAUGCCUCACAGGGACUUGAAAGGCAGUCCAUGAGUUCUUGUAGUAGAUCUUCAUUGUGGCCUAUGAGGGCAGCAUCAUCAGUGAAUAGAAGUUCCCUGAUUAGCACCUUUUUGACUUUGGUCUUUGACUUAAGUUGGGACAGGUUGAAGAGUUUCCCAUCUGAUCUUGUGUGGAGAUACUCUCCAUCUUUCAUGUCCUUAAACACACAGUUCAAUAGAACAGAGAAGAAGAUUCCAAAGAGCGUAGGGGCAAGAACACAUCCUUGCUUCACUCCACUUUUCAUCUCAAAGCUGUCCGAAGUGGACCCAUCAAACUGGACAGUUGCUCUCAUGUUGUUGUGGAAUGAACAUAUAAGACUUAACAGGUUGGUGGGCAUCCUAUCUUUUCUAGUAUUGCAAAUGCGUAUUGGCAUUCAUGGCAGGACUAAGUAUUAUCUAGACCAUCCCUGACAGGUGUUUGUCUAACCUGCUCUUAAAAAUCCCCAGUGAUGGAGAUUCCACAACCUCCCUAGGCAAUUUAUUUCAGUGCUUAACCACCCUGACAGGAAGUUUUUCCUAAUGUCCAACCUAAACCUCCCUUGCUGCAAUUUAAGCCCAUUGCUUUUUGUCCUGUCCUCAAAGGUUAAGGAGAACAACUUUUCUCCCUCCUCCUUGUAACAGCCCUUUAUGUACUUGAAAGCUGUUAUCAUGUCCACUCUGUCUUCUCUUUUCCAGACUAAAUAAACCCAAUUUUUUUCAAUCUUCCUUCAUAGAUCAUGUUUUUAUACCUUUUAAUCAUUUUUGUUGUUGUUCUCUGAACUUUCUAUAAUUUAAUCCACAUCUUUCCUGAAAUGUGGCGCCCAGAACUGGACACAGUACUCCAGUUGAGGCCUAAUCAGUGCAGAGUAGAGUGGAAGAACUACUUCUCGUAUCUUGCUUACAACACUCCUGCUAAUACAUCCCGGAAUGAUGUUCACUUUUUUUGCAACAGCGUUACACUGUUGACUCAUAUUUAGCUUGUGGUCCACUAUGACAACCAGAUCUCUUUCCACAGUACUCCUUCCUAGGCAGUCAUUUCCCAUUUUGUAUGUGUGCAACUAAUUGUUCCUUUCUAAGUGGAGUAAUUUGCAUUUGUCCUUAUUCAGUUUCAUUCUAUUUACUUCAGACCAUUUCUCCAGUUUGUUCAGAUCAUUUUGAAUUAUAAUCCUAUCAUCCAAAGCACUUGCAACCCCUCCCAGUUUGGUAUCAUUCACUAACUUUAUAAGUGUACUCUCUAUGCCACUAUCUAAACAAUUGAUGAAUAUAUUGAACGGAACCAGACCCAGAACUGAUCCCUGCGGGACCCCACUAAUUAUGCUCUUCCAGCAUGACUGAACCACUGAUAACUACUCCGUGGGAAUGGUUUUCCAACCAGUUAUGCACCCACCUUAUAGUAUCUCCAUUGAGGUUGCAUUUCCCUAGUUUGUUUAUGGGAACGUCGUGCGAGACAAUAUCAAAAGCUUUACUAAAGUCAAGAUAUACCACGUCUACUGCUUCCCCCCAUCCACAAGGCUUGUAACCCUGUCAAAGAAAGCUAUCAGGUUGGUUUGACAUGAUUUGUUCUUGACAAUUCCAUGCUGACUGUAACUUAUCACCUUACAAUCUUCUAGAUGUUUAAAAAUUGACUGCUUAAUUAUUUCCUCCAUUAUCUUUCUGGGUACAGAAGUUAAGCUGACUAGUCUGUAAUUCCCCAGGUUGUUCUUAUUUCCCUUUUUAUAGAUUGGCACUAUAUUUGCCCUUUUCCAGUCCUCUGGAACCUCUCCUGUCUUCCAUGACUUUUCAAAGAUAAUCGCUAAUGGCUCAGAUAUCUCAGUCAGCUCCUUUAGUAUUCUAGGAUGCAUUUAAUCAGACCCUGGUGACUUGAAGACAUCUAACUUGUCUAAGCAAUUUUUAACUUGUUUUUUCCCUAUUUUAGCCUCUGAUCUUACCUCAUUUUCACUGGCAUUCACUAUGUUAGACGUUCAAUCACCACCAACCUUCUUGGUGAAAACUGAAACAAAGAUGUCAUUAAGCACCUCUGCCAUUGCCACAUUUUGUUACUGUUUCCCACCCCCCAUUGAGUCUUCCUCUUGCUUCUAAUGUAUUUGUUUUCUUGUUACCUUUUAUGUCUCUGACUAAUUUGAUCUCGUUUUGUGCCUUGGCCUUUCUAAUUUUGUCCCUACGUACUUGUGUUGUUUGUUUAUAUUUAUCCUUUGUAAUUUGACUUGGUUUCCACUUUUUGUAGGACUCUUUUUUUUUUAUUUUUAGUUCAUUUAAUAUCUCCUGGUUAAGCCAGGGUGGUCUCUUGCCAUACUUCCUAUCUUUCCUAUGAAGUAGGAAAUGUAUCCAUCUCAUCUCAGCACGCAUUACAGUUUCAGGAGUGGAUUGGGAUAGAAGCAGAAGAGGAACUGGUUGCUAAAGGGCUAUAAUUUUGUAAAGCGUGCAGACUGCUUAUAUUGUUCUCUGCAAAAUCUUUGAAAGCUUAACAAAAAAUUCCAGAUGUGUAGAAGAAAUUGCCAUCUGUAUAGCUUUAGCCAAUGAUAUUGUUACUGGCCACUAUUUUCUCUCUCUUCGCCAAUAAAACACAGAUCUGAUCUCUUUAGAAAUCCAUCUAAAAAUGAUGGAAAGCCAUACAUAAUGUUAAAUCAGACAAUCCAUUAACUAAUAAGGAAUAUUUACUUCAGUUACCAGGAGGUAACAAAUGCAUGUUCAGAACGGCACCAGGCAGACAAUCAAAGCAAAACAUGUUUAAAUUUGUUCAAAAUCAAACCACUAAAAGUAAUCCAUUUCACUGUUGAAUAUAGAUACAAUAUUAGGCUUUGAAAUUAUUAUAAAAACAUUUUGUAACUGAAAAAAUACAACAUUGAAACUACUUCUGUCUUCACAGAUUGAAUUAAUCAAAUUAUCAAAGUAAUCUGUCUGAAAAUACACCGAUUACAAGAGGUAAUUUCAGUACUGUUCAAAGAUAUUUGAAAACCAAAUGAAAUGCAAUAGAUGCCUGAUCUGUAUGUUGUUUAAAUCAAAAUAGUAUUGUCAUUGUAAACAAUAUACUGUAAAUUAAGCACUGUAAAUGUUUAAUUUUUGUGUGUGUAGUUCAGGUUGAAGAUAGUUAAGAGUGCAGAAUACAUACUGGCAGUUGUUCCCUGUCUUUAUAAAAGGGAAAAUAGUCAUUUCUCUUGGAUUAAGGCUAAUUAUGAUCUGGACUGGUCAAAAUGGCAAGAUUUCAAAACCUUUUGGGGUCAGGGGAUGGUGCUGUUUAUAUUUAAAAAAAAAUUUGUGUGUGUGUGCAGACAGUGCUGUUGGACAGAGUUAGUAGAGCUGCCUUCAAAUCCCAAAUCAGCCAUUUUGUUCUGUUAUGCCUUUAUCCCGUACUGGAUAUUUUAAAAAGCAUCCUCUUUCAAAACACUAAAAACUAACAGGAGUACUUGUGGCACCUUAGAGACUAACAAAUUUGUUAGUCUCUAAGGUGCCACAAGUACUCCUGUUCUUUUUGCGGAUACAAACUAACAUGGCUGCUACUCUGAAUCCUAAAACUAGUACAAUGUAGCUGAGCAUUUCAGACAAUAAGAGCCUGAUUCAGCAGAUACUUAAGCAUAUGGCUACCUUGAAGCGCAUGAGUAGUCCCUUGCUGAACUAGAACCUAAGGUUCAAAAUCUGCUCUGUUGCUCCCAUUAACUUCAGUAGAGUUCUCCCUGUAUACCUCUUAAGUAUAAUUUGGACCUAAAGUAGAAUAUACACUUCUCAAGUUAUACAGGAAAUCUGAGGCAAAGUUCAUGAUAUGUGCACAUUUGAGGGAAAAAUCAAUAUUUUUCUGAAUAUACGUAAACUAAUUUUCCCAGGUCUACAAUACAGAAGAUUAUAUAGAUACUCUGUCUCCUUAAUGGUUUUCAACCUAAGUGCCAUAAAAAAAUAUAUUCUGUAGCCAUCGAUAUCAAAUUUUGUAAUUUAGGCUUUCUGAAUUUUGUAAUUCACUUAAUCUGCAUGUUGUUGUUUUUUAUUGUUUUGUUCUCUAUUUUACCUUGACUGUUUCCAGUUACUUUAAUACUGUUUACAUUAGAUAUGUUGAGAAUGACUAGUGCUGAAGUUUAGCAAAAGAGGUGCAUAAAUAAUCAAUGCAUGAUGUUUGAGGUGAAUGGGAGAAGGGUACCAAAACAGGAACACUUGCUCGGGUAUUCUUUUUUAUUAAAUCAAAACGUAAAAUGUGUAUCCGUGUUAUAAACAAUGAUUUGUAUUUAUUUUGAUGAUUGUUUUAUUUGUGUAAUAUUUCUAUUUUUCUUUCCAGAAUGAUUUAAGUUACAUUGUGGAUAUUUUUAUUUUAUUGACAUGUAUUAUGUACUGUAUUUUUAGAAAUUUUAUUUUUAAAUAAAAAUAAAAAAUUCUGUUUUUC
This is a messenger RNA of Malaclemys terrapin pileata, 6299 nucleotides long. It is a transcript of the gene ZDHHC21, whose product is annotated as zinc finger DHHC-type palmitoyltransferase 21. The coding region runs from base 137 to 934 and encodes 265 amino acids. Gene Ontology annotation, cellular component: Golgi apparatus; endoplasmic reticulum. The record is from RefSeq and is a predicted model, not a curated record. Gene Ontology annotation, molecular function: protein-cysteine S-palmitoyltransferase activity. Lineage: Eukaryota; Metazoa; Chordata; Testudines; Emydidae. The transcript has 9 exons. Gene Ontology annotation, biological process: protein targeting to membrane; peptidyl-L-cysteine S-palmitoylation.